UUUUUUUUCUUUUCCGGAUUUUUGUUACGCGACCAUGUGAUCAAUAGCUUCUGCGUUUUGGGUUCAUACUUUAUUUGAUGGGUUUUUGCUCUGUUUUUGUGUAGAUGUCUGUUUUUAUUUUUGUUGAAUAUAAAAAAACCUGUUCAUCUUCACCCGUUUGAUUUGUUGGUUUAGUCUUAUUUAAGGUUUGAAUUGUUGACUUUUUCUGCAUAACUUUUUUUACUUUUCUUGCAGCUGUUAAGGGUGUCUGAUUUUCCAAGCUGCUGCUGUAAUGGCGGAACGUGCGCUGACCCGCGUCCAGAGCUUACGAGAGAGGCUGGACGAAACCCUCUUUACUCACCGCAAUGAGAUUCUGGCCCUUCUUUCAAGGAUUGAGAGCAAGGGGAAAGGGUUUCUGCAACCCCAUCAGCUUCAUGCCGAGUUCGAAGCGAUUCCUGAAAAUAACAGGCAGAAGCUGUUGGACGGGGCUUUUGGUGAAGUUUUGAAGCACACCCAGGAGGCUGUUGUGCUGCCCCCAUGGGUGGCUUUUGCUGUGCGCCCAAGGCCUGGUGUUUGGGAGUACAUUCGUGUGAAUGUCCAUGCUCUCGUUCUCGAGGAGUUGCGUGUGGCUGAGUACUUGCAAUUCAAGGAGGAACUUGUUGAUGGGAGUUCCAAUGGCAACUUCGUGCUUGAGUUGGACUUUCAGCCGUUCCAUGCAUCUUUCCCCCGCCCAACUCUUUCCAAGUCCAUUGGAAAAGGCGUUGAGUUCCUCAAUCGUCACCUUUCUGCUAAGCUCUUCCAUGACAAGGAGAGCCUGCACCCUUUGCUCGAGUUUCUCCGAGUUCACUGCUAUGAGGGCAGGAAUAUGAUGCUGAAUAACAGAAUUAAGAAUGUGAAUGAGCUGGAACGUGUUCUGAGGAAGGCAGAGGAUUUCCUCUCUUCAGUUGUCCCCGGAACUCCAUACAAGGAGUUCGAGCCCAAGAUGCAAGUCAUCGGUUUGGAGAGGGGUUGGGGUGACACUGCUGAGCGUGUGCUUGAGAUGAUCCAACUUCUGUUGGACCUUAUUGAGGCACCCGAUCCUUUUACUCUUGAGAAAUUUCUUGGCCAGAUCCCCAUGGUCUUCAAUGUUGUGAUCCUUUCGCCCCACGGAUAUUUUGCCCAAGACCAUGUCUUGGGGUUCCCUGACACUGGUGGCCAGGUUGUCUAUAUCUUGGAUCAAGUUCGUGCUUUGGAGUCUGAGAUGCUUAAGCGCAUUAAGCAGCAAGGACUCGAUAUCACUCCCCGCAUUAUCAUUCUCACAAGGCUUCUUCCUGAUGCUGUUGGAACCACAUGUGGUGAUCGUCUUGAGAAAGUUUACGGGUGUGAGCAUUCAGAUAUUCUUCGUGUUCCUUUCAGAGAUGAGAAGGGUGCCAUUGUCCGCAGAUGGAUUUCAAGAUUCGAAGUCUGGCCCUACCUACAGACAUAUGCUGAGGAUGCGAUCAAGGAACUUUCCAAGGAAAUGCAGGGCAAGCCUGAUCUCAUCAUUGGAAACUACAGUGAUGGCAAUAUUGUGGCCUCACUGAUGGCACACAAAUUGGGUGUUACACAGUGCACCAUUGCCCAUGCUCUCGAGAAGUCAAAAUACCCUGAUUCUGACCUUUACUGGAAGAAAUUGGAUGAGAAUUAUCACUUCUCAUGCCAAUUUACAGCUGAUCUUAUCGCCAUGAACCACACUGAUUUCAUCAUCACCAGUACCUUCCAAGAGAUUGCUGGAAGCAAAGACACUGUUGGUCAGUAUGAGAGCCACACUGCCUUCACCCUUCCUGGGCUCUACCGUGUCGUUCAUGGUAUUGAUGUCUUCGAUCCCAAGUUCAACAUUGUUUCACCAGGAGCUGACAAGGAUGUCUACUUCCCUUACUCUGAGAAAGAAAAGAGGUUGACCCACUUCCACCCUGAAAUUGAAGAGCUCCUUUACGGCCAAGUCGAAAAUAUCGAACAAUUAUGUGUGUUGAAGGACAGGAACAAGCCAAUCAUCUUCACAAUGGCAAGGCUGGACCGGGUGAAGAACAUCACUGGGCUUGUCGAGUGGUAUGGUAAGAAUGCCAAGCUUAGAGAGUUGGUUAACCUUCUUGUGGUUGCUGGUGAUCGCCGCAACGAGUCCAAGGACAAUGAGGAGAAGGCUGAGUUAAAGAAGAUGUACGAGCUGAUUGACACCUACAAGCUGAACGGGCAGUUAAGAUGGAUCUCAUCCCAGAUGAACCGUGUGAGGAAUGGUGAACUCUACCGCUACAUUUGUGACACCAGGGGAGCCUUUGUGCAGCCUGCUGUGUAUGAAGCUUUCGGCUUGACAGUCAUUGAGGCCAUGACUUGUGGACUGCCCACAUUUGCCACUUGCAAGGGUGGCCCGGCUGAGAUUAUUGUGAAUGGAAUAUCGGGCUACCACAUUGAUCCAUACCACGGCGAUCAGGCUGCUGAGAUCCUUGUUGAUUUCUUUGAGAAGAGCAAGGCUGAUCCUAGCCACUGGGACAAGAUUUCUCAAGGCGGCUUGCAGCGCAUUUACGAAAAGUACACAUGGCAAAUCUACUCUGAGAGGCUCUUGACACUCACUGGAGUCUAUGGCUUCUGGAAAGAUGUUUCGAACCUUGAUCGCCUGGAGUGCCGCCGCUAUCUGGAGAUGUUUUACGCCCUCAAGUUCCGCAAGCUGGCGGCGUCUGUUCCUCUAGCUGUGGAGUGAAGAGAAAGUUUUCCUUAUAGAGUAAAUAAAGAGGCGGAAGCAUUGGUUGUUUACUGUGGAGUUUUUUCCUCCUCAGGAUGAGGAUUUUGUAUAUAUUUUGAUUUACCAAAGGAAUUUUAAUGUUUCUUUUAUUUUGUUAUUUGUAAUUUUCGAUUCCCAAUGGAAAUGAAGUCAUUUUAAUGUUUUUUUUU
This is a messenger RNA of Malus domestica (apple), 2883 nucleotides long. RefSeq names its product sucrose synthase-like. The record is from RefSeq and is a predicted model, not a curated record. Gene Ontology annotation, biological process: sucrose metabolic process. NCBI's taxonomy places the organism in Eukaryota, Viridiplantae, Streptophyta, Magnoliopsida, Rosales, Rosaceae. Gene Ontology annotation, molecular function: sucrose synthase activity.